Molecule: messenger RNA, 1748 nt
Organism: Ceratitis capitata (Mediterranean fruit fly)
Lineage: Eukaryota; Metazoa; Arthropoda; Insecta; Diptera; Tephritidae
Exons: 6
Coding region: 105-1730 (541 amino acids)
Source: RefSeq, a predicted model, not a curated record
AUUAAUUUUUUUUUACUUUUUUUUAUAAAAAAAAAAAAACAGGAUUCGGUCAGUUUUUAAAAGCAAACACCAUCAAUUUUAGGAGCAUUAAAAUUGUACUAAAUAUGUGUGAAGCUGUACUGGAACGUGCGCGUCUACAAAGAGAGGGUGCUAAGCGGACAUUUCAGUUGUAUAAAUUUGAAAAUAUGACCGUUACAUCGCCACCAGCACUGAAAGUCUACUUUUGGGAAUAUUUCGAUAUUGAUAAACUCAACCUAGAAAUCCAAAGAGAUAGAACUCAUUUUGAACACAACAUUAUUAUGCCAAUACGUCAAAUUAAUAGUCGUCCACUGAAGAUAAUUCUCUGGUUACGCAACUUAUCGGAGAACAAUCUCAAUCUUCAUUUGAAGCGUAUAAAAAAAUGUGAUUGUAUGCCACUGGAAACUCGUGUGGGCUUUAAUCAAUUUCGUCAUCUAUAUCAUUGUCCCCAUAGGCGUCUAAUACAUAUCUUACAGGAAGCGCUACACAUGAAACCCCAAGAGGUGGUUGCAAUGCGUGUAGUUUUUUAUUAUUUUCUAUUUGGCGAGCAUACGCUUACGUAUGAAUUCAUCGGCUCCGACUCACGAGUUUUCACUUUGAAUUUCAAAAUGAAUAUUAUUGGCUUUGAUCCAAACGCUUGUAUUAUAACCAAAGAGCUUAUACCAACUGAUUUACGGGAACAUCGACGUCUCGUACAACCCAUUUGGGUGCAGAAUAUAACGGGCCACCAUUUGAAUUUCGUCUUUUCUACGCGUGAGCGUGGAUUAAAGUUAAUGAACCCGAACUUAACUGUGCCACGUUUAAGUGUCUGGCCGUUAAUGGUAGAAUAUAGACCAAGUGAUUUCGAAAAUGUGCUUGAUUUUACUUUGAACUACGAAAAUAGUCGUUCCAAAUUUCAAAUCAAAGCUAAAGGUUAUACCGAUAAAGUCGCCGCCGAACCGGAAGUGCCUGUUGACGACUAUGAGUGCGCAGACUUCCCCUAUGUUAUAUAUCCAAAUAAAAUCGAAUUCGAUAUGCAACGUUCAGAGCAGAGAAGUUUAAUGGUGUCUAUACAUAACUACAAUCAAAAAUGUGUCGAAUUUCGUUGGCAAAACUACAUUAUCAGCGAUCUAUUCGAAGUGACAUUUGAACCAAACAUCUUUCGCCUCAAGCCGCAUCAUUCAAAGCUCUGCGUGGUAAAUUUGCGUGUCUUCGAACGUGCACUUCACUUCAAGCGCAUACCUUUGGCCUUGGAGGUACAUCGAGUACUCGAUAAAUCAACAAAGAUUGCUAAACAGCUUCUGGAAGAUGUUGAAUCUAUUGAUGAUCCUAAAUGGAAAGAGCCCAGCUAUAUGAUGCAUAUAUUUUUGCAUCUAAAUAUAAAAGUUAAUUUCAAAACAGAGGAACCUGUAACUAUUGCUUGGGAGCUUUUACCACAUAAAGGCGAGCGUUUCACAAAAACUCCAACUACAACGAUUUUUGAAAAACUCUAUUGGGAUUAUUUGUCGGAAUCCAAUUUUAUGCGACCGAAAAGUUCACCAGAAUAUAAUGAUGAACUCAGUUAUGAUGAAGUAAUACGAUUGAAUGCUGGCCCUCUACCCUUUAUCAGAACUAUAGACAUUAGCCACAAUAGUAUAUUGCGUAUAAUCAGUCAACUAAUAGCUGAAUCUCUUAGAGAUUUGGCUAAAAAUUGGCGUUUCAUUCCUAUCGAAUUUGCUGAAGAUCCUGUUUAAAAGCUCAAUAAGGUAGGU